Molecule: messenger RNA, 3200 nt
Organism: Centropristis striata (black sea bass)
Lineage: Eukaryota; Metazoa; Chordata; Actinopteri; Perciformes; Serranidae
Gene: nectin4b
Product: nectin cell adhesion molecule 4b
Exons: 11
Coding region: 501-2258 (585 amino acids)
Biological process (GO): homophilic cell-cell adhesion; heterophilic cell-cell adhesion
Cellular component (GO): adherens junction
Source: RefSeq, a predicted model, not a curated record
AAAUACCGAUUUUCUCAACACCACCUGAACGCAGCACUGCGUGGGCGUGUCCGGCUGCAGCUGGUGGGCGUGUCCGGACGCAGACAGGUGUAGAGACUCAAACCUGUGUUGUAGCUGCUUCUCCCUGUGCGUGACAAACGCAACAGGUUUCUGUUUGGUCAAUACGCGCUUUAUUUUUCUUUUCUGCGUCCACUCAAACAUCACUUCAGGUGCUUCUGUGUUUACUUUCUGUGCCGAGGCGUUCCUCUGGGUGCUGCAGGACACUUUGCAGUCGAAAUGAAGUUCAUCCAGUUUACAAUUUGCACUAAAAAACAUUCAACAAUUGGAGGAAUUUUAUUUUUAAGCACCAUGAAUGUGAUUUGAAGAGGAAACACCUGUCUUACCUGCUGUGAACUCUUUAUUGCUGCUAGCUGCUGAGCGACAGUGAAAGUUUAUUAACGAGAGUUUUAACAGCUCAGAGAAGAAGGAGAUUCAGACCAGCUUGUAUUUUUGGACUAAAGAUGGAGUUGACGGGGCAAAGGGCAACGUGUCUGACGCUGCUUUUACUAUUAGCUGCGGUUGUGCACGGUGACUUCGUGGAGCCUCUUCAGCCCGUCACCAAGCUGCGCUCCUUCGCAGAGCAUGAGACCAGACUCCCCUGUCACUACCAGGUGGAGGCGCAGGAGAAGGUGGUGCAGGUCACCUGGUUCAAGGUGCUCCCAGACGGCAGCAAUGACCAGAUCAUCACUGCCCACUUCGUGGAGGGACACACGGAGUUCGGCCGUUACUCCGGCCGGGUGAGGUUUGAGAGCGGCAGCCCCACGCAGAACUCUGCUCUGCUCAUCCCCAGCACCGAGGAGUCGGACGAGGGCAGCUACUCCUGCAAGAUCGCCACCUACCCCAAUGGACUCUUUGAGAGGCACAUCACAGUCACUGUCUGGGUUUUACCCAUCUCGUACCUGGAGCCUGUGCUCCUGGUGGAGGGCCAGUCGUACCGCAUGGCCGCCUCCUGUCGAGCCGUGGGCCGCCCGCCUCCCCGUCUCUCCUGGGACACCGACCUGCCGGGCCAGUCCCAGAACCGCACCAACGAGGGUGGGUCCGUGUCCAGCUACUACUCCCUGCACCCCCUGCGCAGCAUGAACGGGAAAAGACUGGACUGUCUGGUUUGGCAUCCCGGCCUGGAGCAGCCGCGCAGGAUCUCUAACAGCCUGGUGGUUCACUACCCCCCAGACGCCACCAUCUCUGCUGGUACAGAAGACUGGUUUGUGGGUAUGGAGAAGGCUGAGCUGGUCUGCAGCAGUGGAGGAAACCCAAAACCUCAGAACAUCACCUGGACACGGAAAGGAGGAGCUUUGCCAGAUGGGACCUCUGUGGUUGGAGGAAAACUUGUUUUUGGGCGGACCCUCCGCAUGAAUGACAGCGCGGUUUAUGAGUGUGUGGUCAAGAAUGAUGUGGGAGUGGGAAAAGCAGAAUAUAUGUUGACAGUAACAGAGACCUCUAAACGCACGGGCGAGUUGUCAUCAGACAACCUGUUGCUGAUCAUUAUUGGUGCGUCAGCUGCAGCUUUGGUCUUGCUCCUGGUCCUGGUCGUACUACUCGUAAACCGCCACCAUCGACGCAAAAACAAAAAGCUUGAGAUGCAGCUCAGUGAAAAAACGGAGGAAAUUCAAAGCUUCUCCCGUCAAGCCUCCUUCAGGAGACUGAACUCUGUCAGCACUGACCCCAGAGUGCAGCCUGAAGAUUACGCUCUGCUCAGAGUAGACAGCAGAAUGAAAAACAGUGAAAUUUCUCUGGACCGGCCCAUAUACAGGGGCAGCCAGUCCACUCUGGGCGGGAAGUGGGGGCCUUCAGGAGGAGUGGAGGUGGACGAACUGGGACGUCCGGUCGUCUGGCACGAUGGCAGAGAGAGCCUGAGAGGAGCCGAGAUGGACGGAGAGAAGGAGGAGCGCAGGAGGAGGGUGGAGUCAUACCUGAAGAGCAGUAACAUGUCACUGGACUCAGGUCUGCCCUCUUCCCUGGUUCCCCUGAAGGCCCAGCAGGACGAAGGCGUCGGGCCCAAAGAACCGGACCUGGUCCACGUCAGAGAGGUAGACUCCCCACAGGGAGAGGACUGGCCUCCCAGCCCGUCGGUAGCGGAGGGACACGAGGAUGACGAGGACAGCAGCUCCUACCAGCUCUCGGAGGCGCUCACCAAUCACUUCUACUACAGCAAUGGCGUCCUCAGGCCCAGGCCACACUCCAAUGCCAUUCUGCUGCACCCCAGAGGACAGAUCAUCUAGACAGCAGGCUCUCAUCCAAAACAAUGAGAGGACAGAAUGUCUGCCUGCAUUGAAAAUGACCUUAUUCUUUUUUCAGGGGAAGUUUGUUUUGUACACAUUGACUGCAGAGGGUAAUAACCCCCAAGAACAAUCCACAUGUCUAUUUUUUUUUUUACCUCUGGCUUGAGAGUUUUUCAUCCUUUACCCUAACCCUAUGAUACCUGGGAAGAUUUUUAAAAAAUCACUUUUUGGGGCAAUUUAUGCCUUUAUUAGACAGCCAAAAGCGGAGAGAUGGCAAGAAAUGAGGUGAGAGAAGUUUUGGAUCCUCAAGCCACGAUGGCAUGUAAAUUAAUAAUCUUUCUCUUCUUGAAGGUGCAAGGAAUUAAGGUUCCUGUUACACAAUGUUUACUGUAUUAUCUGCAGCACUAAAAAUCUUGCUUCCACUGCUUCUGUGACUUUAAAUUCACAAAGGGAGAGUCCAAAUGACUCCUGACUAUCAACUACAGCCUUCCUUGUUUACAUAAAAAACAUUCAGGGAGAAACAUACGUACAAGGACACAAUUUCUAAGCUGUAAUGCAUGGCCAAGUCAAGAAUUAACUGUACAUAAAGCUAUAUAUUUUCAGUUUGAUGUAAAUAAGAAGAUAAGAAGUUAGUGUGUACUUUGGUGUAUGUAUUAUAUAUAAGGAAGAGCUAUACGUGUGUUUAUGAUUGUCAUUAACUGCCACCUGAGAACCUGAACACAGGCAGACAAAGUUAACUGCUGCACAUCAUGAAUGGACGCAGUAGACUUCAUGACAAGAAAUAAACAGAUUGGAUUAAAAAAAUGCAGAAGAUGAACUGUACAGUCGGUCAGAUGUGUUUAUGUUGUUGUGUAAAUAAUUUUAUAUUCAGUGUUUUUCUAUCAAACCGAAAAACUGACAUGUAAAUGUUGAAAUGUUUAUUCAUAAAAGCACAGCAUAUAA